CCACAAUUUCAACGCCACAAUCUUUAACAACAUCAAGUCUGAACCACAUGAUAUGGAUCCUGCUUGGGACGACCCUCCUCCUUAUGAAUUGCACUCUUCUGGUGAUGUUCUUGCUAGCACUUGCACAUUGAAGGCUGAUGGGACUCUCGAUAUCGAUUUCGCAUCUGCGGCCCCCGAAGAGUUGGAUAAACUGCUACCUGUACAGCAGCCAACGUUAGAAGAGCCGACACUCAGACCUGCGGGGAAAUGUCCACCACUCAAUAUCGUGGUGCAGGUGGUUGGUAGUCGGGGAGAUGUUCAACCGUUCAUAGCCCUUGGAACUGCUUUGAAAAGAUACGGACAUCGUGUACGACUGGCGACCCAUGAUGUGUUUGCAGACUUUGUUCGAAAAUCAGGCUUGGAAUUCUAUCCUAUUGGUGGUGAUCCCGAGGAGUUGAUGUCUUACAUGGUGCGCAACCCGGGGCUUCUUCCAUCCCUCGAUUCUUUGAAAGGAGGCGACAUUCCUCGAAAACGACGCAUGAUCUACGAGAUGUUGCGAGGCUGUGGGAAUUCUUGCAUGCUUCCCGAUCCAGUCACUCAUGAACCGUUCGUUGCAAAUGCUAUUAUAGCGAACCCUCCAUCUUUUGCGCAUGUGCACUGUGCGCAAGCUUUGGGUAUCCCUGUGCAUAUGAUGUUCACGAUGCCAUGGACGGCUACAAGUGCAUUUCCGCAUCCGCUCACCAAUCUGAGAACAAAAGAUAUGAAGCAAUCGCACGCAAAUUACUAUAGCUAUGGCGUCGUCAACAUGAUGACUUGGCAAGGGUUAGGCGAUGUUAUCAACAGGUGGCGGGUGAAGGACCUGCAACUAGAACCCAUACACACGAGCAUGGGCCCAGAUCUAGUCGAUUUUCUGAAGGUACCCGUCACAUACUGCUGGUCACCUGCACUGGUUCCAAAACCGCAAGAUUGGGGAUCAAAUAUAGAUAUAUGCGGCUUUUUCAUGCGAGAUGAACCGGUAUAUACACCACCCGAAGACCUCGCGAAUUUUCUUCGCGCCGGUCCCGCCCCUGUGUAUAUUGGAUUUGGAAGUAUAGUUCUGGAAGACGCUAAGAAAAUGACUCAACUCAUUCUUCACGCUUGUAAGACAGCGGGGGUUAGAGUUGUCAUUUCAAGAGGUUGGAGUAAAUUGGGCGGUGAUGACUCGAGUGCUGGCGAUGUUUUCUAUCUUGGAGACUGUCCUCAUGAGUGGCUCUUCAAACAAGUUUCCGCCGUUGUACAUCAUGGUGGAGCGGGUACCACAGCGUGCGGUCUGUACAAUGCACGACCGACGGUCAUUGUCCCUUUCUUCGGCGACCAACCUUUCUGGGGCAAUGUCGUUGCCAGCAAUGGCGCCGGACCACUUCCAAUACCGCACAAGGAACUGGACAGUCACAAUUUGGCAGAGGCGAUCAAGUUCUGCCUUAAAUCUGAGGCCCAGCAAGCUGCUCGAGUUGUCGCGGAGCAAAUGCGCCGCGAAAAUGGUGUUGAAACGGCUGUACAGUCCUUUCAUCGCCAUUUAAACAUCCCGGAUUUGAUCUGUGGUGUCAUACCUCAGAAUGCUGCAGACUGGGUUUGUCGCCUGCCAAAAUCUAAACUGGAUACCAGACUAUCUCAUGCCGCGCUGAAGAAGUAUAUUUCUAGUGGACAGCUGAAGCCCGCACAUGCACUGCCAUACCGGCCUAAGGAGUACAACACAGAUGUUGAGCGAUGGGACCCACUGACUGGAGGUGCAUCAGCUACGCUAGGAAUCAUGACUGAGUUCACAUCCGCUCUAGGUGGCACCUUCAUCAAUCCGUUCAAGGAUUACAAGCAAGCUCGACUUGCAGGUGACGGAGGUGGGUCGGCUGCAGCACUUGCUGUGGGCAAGGGGUUCGUAUCCAUGGGGACCAGCGUGACAAAAGGCACUCUCGUGGGCAUGCCGUUGGCACUCGCAGAGGGGCUUCGGAAUACACCAAGGUUAUACGGCGACGAAGUCAAAGAUCUUGGGAAAGUCAAAGAUUGGAAGAGUGGGGGAAUUGUUGCCGCAAAGAAUUGCGGAAUGGGAUUCUACGAGGGAGUCACUGACAUCGUGACCAAGCCCUAUGUUGGUGCAAAGAAAGAAGGAACCCUUGGCUUCGUGAAAGGUGUGGGCAAGGGUUCACUGAAUAUGGUAGCCAAACCUGGAAGUGCAAUGUUUGGGCUGUUGGCGUAUCCUGCACAAGGGAUCUAUAAGAGUGUAAAGAGCUUUGGGAAGAACACAAUCACAGACUUAGUCAGGACUGAGAAACUGGCAAGUUUCGAGCGCUACAACUCUUCGCAGGGCAAUCAUUAG
Messenger RNA from Periconia digitata, 2329 nucleotides. The record is from the annotation of a GenBank genome assembly. NCBI's taxonomy places the organism in Eukaryota, Fungi, Ascomycota, Dothideomycetes, Pleosporales, Periconiaceae.